Molecule: messenger RNA, 4282 nt
Organism: Sphaeroforma arctica JP610
Lineage: Eukaryota; Ichthyosporea; Ichthyophonida
Exons: 3
Coding region: 1-4017 (1338 amino acids)
Source: RefSeq, a predicted model, not a curated record
AUGCUCGAAGCCUCUGUAGAAACAUCCGGUUACAAUAAUAGUGACCAACUUGUAAGCGCUGGUGUUGCUCUCACUACAGCUCCUUCGCCAUCUUUCACUUCGAAUCAAGUGGAUACACGUCAAAUACAUCAUGCACAGCAGACGAGUAACUUCUCUCCAGAGCCACAAUCCCAAAACCUAAGUGUUACGCCAUGUGCUGACCAGCAUACCAUAUCAUCAAGUCGUAUUUACCCGAAUAUAAAGCUUCGGAAGCUUCAAUCAAUCGCUCCGGCCCCUACUGCUAGAACUGCCAAGUCUCGGGUGAGCGCUCAACCUAGUUCUAUCGAUGUGACAGAUAGGGCGAUAUCAAUGAGACGCACCUUGACCACCGAGAUGUCGACGUAUAUGGGUCCUGCAGCAGCCAAUCUCUUCGCCACACAAGCUGUAUCGGCAUCUGACAUACCUAGGGUUAGGGCAGGAACCAGGGCAGCACGCUAUAACCCGGGAAUUGGGGUGCUUUCAGGGAGGUCAAAGUUUAGUUAUCUCCCUCAGAACCAAAACUAUAUGAAUAGUACGUUGCCUUCAUUUUCUCCUGUAGUUGGAACGGGAUUGAAGAUAACACGCUGUCAGAGUGUCCCUGCGACGUCGACAGUAGCAGUAGAGCACGCACGCACGAGUGUGGGUGAGGCUGUUGGAAGUACUCCGUUGCCUAUGGGUGUGCAGCAUGCGAUAGCAACAACCCCUGCAGGAUUGUCACAGAUAGGCAGGGUGAAUACUACUAGUAGUACUACACAGAGUGCAGGCAGAAGGAAACAAUUGAACAUUAAGUUUUCUAUUACCAACAAGAGUGGGCGAACCCAGGUCACUCCCGGGAAUAGCAGGCACGGGAAGCCUAUGGUAAAUGUGAAUACACCGCCACAAAUGCAUGCGCAGCACCAAAAGCAUCUCACAAAUGUCAAUCCUCACACCAUACGGAAAAUUCAACCGUGCAUGGGCGUGCAUAGCGGCGUAUUUGCAAACAAUAACACACACGCGACGGACUCUCACCCAGAACCAACACAAGCUACUUCUGAACAGCAUCAUCAUGCGAUGCAACGGGAGCAAACUAUAACUGAAGAUCAUCAAAUUACAAAUGCUUCUGAGGGACACUUUGGUACUAGUCAAACGGAGGCGCCCUCGGGAAUACCGCAGCAACCCACAUCUUCUGUGCCACUACACCCACCUUCUGUACUCCGAGCGCCCUCACCUCAGAUUCAGAAACUGGCACAACUUGGUGCAGAAGGUGGGUCUUCUUGGAACAUCGAGACCCAGGAAUCUUCAGGUGAAGGAAUCGAACCACAACAUACAAAAAAGGAUCAGCAGCACGCCCAUGAAGGGCAGUCACAAUCCAGACUGCAACCGAUCCGGGAGCAGCAGACAUUACAGGCGCACAACGGAUCAAGCGCCCCAGAUUUACAGCAGCAACAGCAGAUGCAUCAACAACACAUAGAACAACAACAACAAAAACAACAACAACAACAAUCCGAUGCACAAGUGCAGAACUCUUCGACCCUGACACUCAACACGCCACCUCAUCGGCCGGGAGCGUUGAAGCACACAAAAUCUGCCAUAUCUCUACCAACGCGCAAACCGGUAGCAAUGGUACGUGCAGCCUCUGUGGGCACUCUGAACCAAGGGCGGACACCGGGAUCCGGGACACAGAUCCGAAGAAAUUUCAGCAUUUGCAAAGUUCCCACUGGCAAAGGAAGUCUUCAGAGAAGCCCUGCAAACACUGGUUAUGGAACACCGCACCCACAGACGCCAGUACCCAUACAAUUGGGUGCUCAGCCACAGAGCCAACCGCACAGCCAUGCUCAACUUCAGCGCCACGCGUAUGCUGGCAAUGCAGUGAAGGAAGCUGGAGGUGUUUAUAGGGUGCAGGAACCUGUUCAGGCUCUGCAGCCUAUCAAGCCACGGCCGCUACCACAUCCUCAUACACCGACUGAAGCGGGUACCGCUAUAGAUGCGACCACUAAGGCCGAUUCAUCUCGGAGUGUGAUGGUCGGAACUGCGACAAAUUCUCCUCGAAAUAGUGUGAAAGCGAAUCCUGGCAAGACUCUGCCACAUGCACGGUGCCAAUCACAAACCAGGAAGUUGCCAUUUUUAACUUCAAAGCAAAGCAGUCAACGAAUGACUAUAUCUGCACCUAAACACUCGACGCCGGAACAACUCUACCAGUCUGCCGCAGGCAAUCGCCAGGCACACAGUGACAGGCGUGACACCCCUCAGGUACCACAGCAACCGAUUCGCACACAAACACAAGCGGCAUUGGCAGGGGAGACUUAUCAUGUCCUUCGCCAAAAGGCCAAAGACGUUCGACAUGAAAUUCAAAGGUUGAGUAGGUAUUUAGAAACUCUAAAUGAUGCUAUGCACAACCAUUCUGACAAGAGGAAUGAGCAGUCGCUGUCAGAGAGUAUUGCAGGACCUCAACCGCAGCAGGCCAGCAGUGAAACGCAGCAUUUUCAGCCACACCAACGAGAACACCUGGUACAACAACCUUCACGACCGCAGGAACAGCAACAGCUACUACUACAACAACAGCAACAAACUCAACAACAACGACAGCAACAAACUCAACAACAACAACAACAAACCCGACAACAACAGCAGCAACAAACCCAACAAACCCAACAACAACAGCAGCAGCAGCAGCAACAAACCCAACAACAACAACGACAGCAGCAACAAAACCAACAACGACUACAACAACAAACCCGACAACAACAGCAGCAGCAUCAACUACAGCAGCAACAAACCCAACAUCAACUACAGCAGCAACAAACCCAACAUCAACUACGGCAGCAACAAAACCAACAACAGCAGCAAAGGCAUCAGCAACAACAACAACAGCUUCAACAGCAAUGUCAUGAAGAUGGACAGCGUUUAGAAAAACAUCAUGAUGAUCAACAACAUCGUCACCAGCAACACCAGCAACAACAGGAGCGUCAAUUUCCUCAGCAAUGGCAUCCGAGCCAGUUACAGCAGCAGGCAUCGGCUGUUCACAUUCCUCAGCAAGAAGCACAAUCUGCUUUGGAACAGGGGGUGGCACACCAUGGCCAGGCAAGUGCGAAAGAGUAUGACGCUCGAGAGCAGAUACAGCCGCAAGUACCCGAACAAACUCAUGCACGCGCAAAACAACAGUAUACCCUGCAGCAGGUGGACAACUUGUCACUCACCAGACAGCGUUCUUCGCAAGGAACGAUGUCCUCGCCAAGCUCACAGGGACGGACGUACCAAAGCGCCUACCCGACCCCCCGCCAAUCGCAAGUGGGCAUUGAUGACAUAUGCUCGCCUUUCGUGUUUGGGAACACUGCGGAGACCAAUAUCAUUACAACCAGGUCCACCAGUACAGUCUUAGCUCGAAGUUUGACAGAGCCCAUACAUGCAGCGCUAGUGAGCAAUAUAGCUGAUUCAAAGCGUUUGAGCGAAUUCACUACUUUAGUGCAACCUGAUACCAACGUGACGGAUACAACGCACACUAAGCACAUUGCAGGCGAUACCACAGCUGAUUUAUUGAGUGGCGGUUCGUUGUCUCAGGAACCAGCCCUUGCGACGUGGGACUGUGCCGCCUUGGCACCUGUAGAUACGGCCAUGCACGCUACUCUAGACCUGAGCGAGUCUACACUAGAACAUACACCAGCCAUGGAACUGGAUAUACGUCCCACUACAGGAGCAGAUGCUGCCGGAGACGUAGAUAUGACGAAAAGCUCUUCGGAUACUCCGUCCGUUGGAGGCGUAGCCACAGUACUGGAAGAUUCCCAGACUGCACGUGGAAACAGUGGGGUGUGUGGGGAUGGUGUGGGAGCGACAACCAGUAAGAGUCAAAAAAGUAUGAGCGAGGCGUGUGACACGUUGCUGAUGGACAGGAAUGUGGACAUGUCACACGAGAGUUACUCGGACUUGGCCAGCACUUUUAAUUUGGACAUCUCAACUGAACAUCUUUUAGAGCAUUGCAACCCCGACGACUUCUUCGGGAUGGAGGUGUAUCACUGUGCUUGAGGAUUCGUGCUCAGCCGGGUCAUAACCGGCACCGUUUGAGGCAUCUCCAACGUAGUCGCCGAAAAAAAUUAUGCAAAACGACGAAGCGUUCGAUUGCAGCACAGGAAUGACGAUGCUCCUCGGAACAUAUGCAGAGGGUAGUCGAACGAAAUAUACCUAAACUUGGUAAAAUUGAUUUAGGUUGCGUCCCCAUCCAUGGGACAUGAAGCAGUGGACAAAGCAGUGACUGUCACUGUUGAUAAAUUUUAAUACCCCAGUGUGGAAG